Molecule: messenger RNA, 712 nt
Organism: Musa acuminata subsp. malaccensis (wild Malaysian banana)
Lineage: Eukaryota; Viridiplantae; Streptophyta; Magnoliopsida; Zingiberales; Musaceae
Source: RefSeq, a predicted model, not a curated record
GUGUUCGUGAAUGGAUUCCCCUGCAAGGAUCCCACGAAUGUCACACCAGAUGACUUCUACAUCUCCGGCUUGGACAAGGUCGCAAACACCGACAACGAUUUGGGCGCAAACAUCACUCUGGUCAACGUUAACCGACUCCCAGGUCUCAACACCCUUGGAGUGGCCAUGUCUCGCAUCGACUACGCGCCCUUCGGUCUCAACCCUCCUCACUCGCAUCCACACUCAUCCGAGAUACUGCAUGUUGCAGAAGGAACGCUCUUCGCUGGCUUCGUCAGGUCCAACACCGAAAAGGGCAACAUUCUCAUCGCUAAGAAGCUGAACACGGGCGAUGCGUUUGUGUUCCCCCAGGGCCUCAUGCACUUCCAGUUCAAUCUCGGGGACACUAACGCGGUGGCGUUCGCUGCCUUUGGCAGCCAGAGCCCGGGUCUCGUCACCAUAGCCAAUGCACUGUUCGGAUCGAAGCCGCCAAUUCCUUAUUACAUUCUUUCCCAGGCCGUGCAGCUUAGCAAGACGACCGUGGACUGGCUUCAGCAGCAGGAGUGGGUGGACAUCGCUCGGGAAUAUUAACUUGUGCUACUUAGUAUAAGGCAAUAAAGAUUGAAUACUCCAUGUCAUGCAUGCUUUAAUGAUUGUAACUCCGUUAUAUGGAUUACCUCAUGUAUAAAUAGUGUUUGGUUUGUUCGAUAAUAAAGUAAGAAGACUUGCGGUAUCA